Messenger RNA from Astyanax mexicanus (Mexican tetra), 10526 nucleotides. RefSeq lists its product as uncharacterized. The transcript has 3 exons. NCBI's taxonomy places the organism in Eukaryota, Metazoa, Chordata, Actinopteri, Characiformes, Acestrorhamphidae. The record is from RefSeq and is a predicted model, not a curated record. The coding region runs from base 565 to 5676 and encodes 1703 amino acids.
AGGAACAAGAAAGCUGUCACACUGCAGUGCUUGUUGUUGAAACACCUUCCAUUCUCAGAGUACUGGAGAGAAUCUCUUCCUUUAUAUCUGUUUUUCUGUCUCUCUUAAUCUUCAUCCCCUCCCCACUUUAUCUCUUUCCCACGUUUAUUCUCGUGCAAUCUGCAUGUGAAACAUGUCACAGACACCGUUCUGUACCCACUGAAUAUUGAAAAGCGACAUUGAUCUAUACCCUUUGAAUAUUGAAAAGCGACAUUGAUCUAUACCCUUUGAAUAUUGAAAAGCGACAUUGAUGUAUACCCUUUGAAUAUUGAAAAUAGGCGACUAUCAUACAGAUUUGUUAUUAUUCUCAUUUUACCCGGUGCAGUGUUUUCUAUUGAUCUGUUUCAGUUCAGGGGGUCUAAAGCAAACCAUCUGCAGUCAAAGACCUCCUUUCUCUGGACCUCAUCUGCAGUUGAAGACACAGACAUUCACAUUAUUCACUGAAGCUGUAAGUAAUUUGUAACUAAGAUUAAAAUUGUUUAAUCACACAUUUUUUUUACUGUAAUAUACUGUUAAAUCAAAGAGAUGCCGAGGAGAAGCAAAAAAGCUGUUGCAGCAAAGCAGCGUGAAGCAGCGAAGGGAAAACCUAAAUAUGCUAAACAGCUGGUGAACAACAGUAGUACACACGUGACCACAGUGCUGGCAUCCCACUGGCAGGGUGAUGAAAGAUAUGAAGUGUUUUCUAGAGGAGUACAGUGUACCUGUAAUUCACUUACAUUUCUAGCAGUACACAGUGAAAAUAAUGACCUGACCAGCCUAAACCUAGACCAGAUAUUAACGCAGGGUGAUGCUGUUUAUACUCAUGUUAAACAAUCUUUACUGAAUGAAGGGAGGUUUCAGAGUAACCUUCUGACGUUUGAUGAGCUGCCCUGUACAGUAGAGACAGACUCGCAGUGUUACAGCGUUAUUAAACACCCACAGAGAUUCGGGUUUCUGAGAGAUGAGGCCCCACAGGGCAUGGAAGAAUAUGUGAAUCUGGAAAGAGCGCUAAACUGUCUGAGAAAUGAUGUAACUGAUGCUCUGCUGAUUACUGGAGGAAUGUGUGUUGCUGUAUUCAGAGAUCGCUCAGGUAGAUUUGGGUUCUUUGAUCCUCACUGUAGAACACCUGAUGGACUAACACCUGAAGAAAAUGCAGGUACAGCUGUGAUGCUCACGUUUGCAAACUUAGAGGACAUGACUGAAAGGUUACUAAUACUGUACCAGGUGUGUCUUAAACUGAAGGACAAUAGUCAGUAUGAGCUUCUUCCUGUAUCUUUUUUAAAUUUUAACAUAGCUGCUACAACAGCCACUACUGAUAAUCUCGAAAGAGAGGUGCAAAUAGCAGUGGACCCUUGUCCUAAUCUAUACCCUGACACUAGCCAAUUUGUGGAACAUCCUGUGGCUAAAUUAAGCAAACCUCAGAAAAGAAGACAAUAUUAUCAGCAAAAAUGCAAUAAGAAAAAAGAUCAGUCCAUCCAGACAGAGGCAGAAAAUAAGAGAAAAUUAAAUUUAAGAAACAAAUAUGCAAAUGAUCCUAAAUUCAGAGAAAAAAGGAAACAAAGCAACCGAUUGUGUUACACUAAAAAUGUAAGUUACAUAUUUGCAAAGCAAAAUUCAAUAAGACUUACUUACAUGGACAACACAGCAUAUAAAGAAAAGCAAAAACUGCGUGUUGUGAACAGUUACAGAAAUAACCCAGAUUACAGAGAAAAGCAGAAACAAUACAUUAAGAACAGUUACAGAAAUAACAUAGAUUACAGAGAAAAGCAGAAAAAAUACAUUAAGAACAGUUACAGAAAUAACCCAGAUUACAGAGAAAAGCAGAAACAAUACAUUAAGAACCGUUACAGAAAUAACCAAGAUUACAGAGAAAGGCAGAGACAGUACAUUAUUAAUAACUACCAAAAAGAGGCUUUUAGGCGAAGGCAGAAGCAGUAUUUUUCAAAGCGGUACAGAACUGAGCAGAGUUUUUCUGAGCAGAAGAAACAUAAAUUUAAAAGCCUAUACCAGACUGAUCUGCAUUUCAGGAUGAUUCACAGAGAACAGUGCUUACUGCGGUUAAAAAACAGAGCAUCCAGACUUAAAACCCUACACAAGAUACACUGUGCUCAACAAAUACAGAGGAAAUACAGACUAACCUGUUUCCAGCAGCAGAGAAACACACCAGUACAAACACAAAACAAUGAAUCGCUUAAUCCAGAAGUGCAGAAAGCUCUAGUUUUUUUUAAGGAAAUUAUAAAAGCUGGUCCAAGUUACAUUUGCACAGUCUGUCACAGAGCCUUAUUUUCUGAUCAGGUCCGUCUGUGUGAUCACACAAACUAUCAAAAAAAAACAGCAGUAGCUUCAAAUUGCUUGACCGGAAAAUAUGUUCAUACCUGUUCCUCUGACUGUAAUGAUAACUGUGCACCUGAAGAAAUGAAACAUGAAUGGAUCUGCCACAGCUGUCAUGAUAACUUGAGCAAAGGGAGAAUGCCUUCGAUUGCUUUUGUAAACAAACUCCAACUCACACCCAUUCCAGUAGAACUGUGUGAUUUAAAUAUACUGGAGAGACAUGUCAUUGCUAAAUAUGUGUGCUUUGCCAAGAUCAUCAGUCUUCCCAAAGGUCAGCAGAGAGCCAUUAAAGGUGCUGUUGUGUCCGUUCCUUCAGAUGUUGAAACAACAGUAAAUGUUUUACCCAGACCCAGCAGUGAAUCACAGCUACUCACAGUGAAGCUGAAAAGACGACUGUGUUACUCAGGCCAUUACCAGUUUCAGACCAUAUCCAUGCAGAAGGUUCUUUCUGCCUUACUUAAACUGAAGGAAAUCCACUCUGAAUACAGAGACAUUGUAGUAAACAAUGUGGAGCAGGAUGAAUUAUUUGAUGAUUUUUCAGAUCCAAUAAAUGCUGAUGAUAUUCCAGAAUAUGAAAUAGACUUGAACAUGAACUUUGACAAUGAUGACUCACCAGAGCAGAAUCUUGAGAAUGAACAUGAUAUUGAUAAUGAGGCUGAAAGCACAGAACAGAGCACAGGUCUCGCAUUAGACACAUGUCUACAACCUCCAGAUCUCGGUCAGCAUCUGUUGUCGUUCAAUGAUGGAAUAUUUUGCAUUGCUCCAGCUGAGAGAAACAAUCCAGUAAGCAUGUUUAAAGUUCCUAAACUGGAAGCGAUGGCUUUUCCUGUUCAGUUUCCCUCUGGUGAAAACACGUUUGAUGAACCAGACAGACACAUAGCUCUCUCACCCAGCAGAUAUUUCAAUGCCAGGCUCUUUUCUGCUGAUAAUCGCUUUGCAAGAGACACAAACUACAUUUUCUUUGCUCAAUUUGUUACUGAAACGCAUCAAGCAACUUCCAGCAUGUCAAUCCAACUGAGAAAAGCAAAAUCAGUGACAUGUGAAGGCCGAAAAAUCAACAGUGCGCUAUUACAGGACAAACGUGAAUUGGAUAAACUCAUACACAAUAAUGAGGGCACAAGAUUCAUGCAGCCACUCAGAGGAACGCCUGCCUACUGGGAAAAAACACUCAGAGAUCUUUUUGCCAUGCUUCGUCAAUUGGGAACGCCCACGUUCUUCUGUACAUUCAGUGCUGCAGAAAUGAGAUGGCCUGAAGUGAUCACAGCGAUUAAAGCACAGCAAGGUGAAUCGGUGGACUUUUCAGCCCUGGACUGGUCAGAGAAAUGUGAGAUACUGCGCAGUAAUCCUGUCACAGCCAUGCGCAUGUUUGAGAAACGUGUAGAAGCUCUUAUGAACCUUAUUCAGUCUCCUGCUCAGCCCAUUGGUCAGAUUGCUGACUUCUUUUUUCGCAUUGAGUUCCAACAGAGAGGCUCUCCACACAUUCACUGCUUAUUCUGGGUGAAAGGUGCUCCAGAGUUUGAAAAUGACCAAGAUCAGGAUGUUUGUGAUUUCAUUGACAGACACAUUUCAUGCAAACUGCCUGACCCAAACACUGACCCUGAACUGAACAGAAUAGUUUCAGAAGUUCAAACACACAGCAGAAACCACUCUAAAUCAUGUAAAAAGAACAAUAAACACUGCAGGUUUGGAUUUCCUAAACCCCCCAUGAAAAAAACACUCAUCACACGGCCCAGACCACCCCCUGACACUGAUUCUGAUGAUGAAGGUGCAGAAAAAGAUGAACCUGUGAUACAAGCUAAAUCAAAGCUUCAGCCAGUGUGGGAUCUGCUAAAUGAUAAGACUCAGAACUUUAGAAGCAUCACACAGCUGCUAGAAACUGUAAAAAUUACAUAUAACGAUUAUAAAGACAAUGUAAACAGUCUCAGUUCAGCAAGUGUAGUUAUAAUGCAACGUGAACCAAAUGAUUGCUGGGUAAACGGCUACAAUCCACUGCUGCUCAGAGCCUGGAAUGCGAACAUGGACAUACAAUACAUCCUGAACCCAUACACCUGUAUAAUGUACAUUCUGUCAUACAUCUCAAAGGGUGAACAUGAAAUGAGUGAAUACCUGAAAGGAGUGAUUAAAGACAUGUGUCCCACCACAUCUGAGAGAGAAAGCAUGAAACAGGUGAUGCAUGCCUACUCUAAAAACAGAGAGGUCAGUACACAGGAAGCUGUAGCUCGAACCUGCAGUCUAAAACUGAAAUCAUCAUCCCGUGCUGUGAUUUUCAUACCGACUGAUGAUAAUGCUGUAAAGAUGAGUCUGCCUAUGAGCUGCUUACAGGACAAAGCCCCUGAUGAUGAGAACGUGUGGAUGACUGGAUUGGCAGAAAAGUACAUGGCUAGGCCUGAAACACCUGAGUUUGAGAACAUGUGCAUGGCUGAAUUUGCUAGUGAAUAUCGGGUUGUUUAUGGAGAUCAAAAAAAGGGAAAAAAGGUACUUCCACUUCAGAAUGACAUGGGACACAUCAAAAAGCGAACCAGAGGAAAACCUGCCAUCAUCCGAUUUGCUCGUUUUUCACAACAGAAACAUCCCGAAAAAUUCUACGGGACACUACUAAAAUUGUACCUGCCCCACCGCAGCAGCUCACAGCUUAAAACUACUCAGUUCAACACAUAUGAAGCCUUUUAUGCCUUUGCCUCAGUUAAACUGCCAGGAACAGACACACUGCAGCGGGUUUACACCACUGUAAAUGAGAACAGAAAGAAGUAUGAAAAGCACAGUGAAACUAUUGAUAAAGCUGUUGAGAAUUUUGAACAGAAUGGUCCUAUUGAGGAUGCCUGGACUAACUUGGCACCAACAAAUGAACUGAUCCGAUUAGAGUGCAUGGUUGAGCAAGAACCCACAGAUCCCACUGAUAUAACAGAAGCAGAUGAUGUUCCAGAUUUCGCUCCAUCCACAUCUGAUAACAGAACAGCCAUGCCUGUAAUAGAAGCUCCACAGGUGAAUCCUGCAGUGAUCAGAAAAAUGUAUCAGAGCCUGAAUGAGACACAAGCUGCUGUGUUCUAUAAGAUAAGGGACUGGUGUAAAAGAAAAGUGCAGAAUGAAAAUCCAGAACCAUUUUUUUAUUAUGUAGCUGGAACAGCAGGAACAGGAAAGAGUCACCUUAUUAAGUCUGUGUAUGCAGAGGCCACCAAAAUCUUACAGAAACUGCCAUGUGUAAGAGAGGAAGCUGAUAUAUCAAAACCCACAGUGCUUCUGAGUGCAGUUACUGGCUGUGCCAGUCAUAAAAUUAAUGGAAAAACACUCCACGCACUCCUGUUUAUUGUGUAUUGUAAUCAAAUAUAGUUUAAUUUACCAAAAUUAUGACACACACUCCAGUUCAGACCCAUUUCUAAAUACUAAAAAUUCUAAAUUAAAUCAGAUAGAUUCAGUGAGCAUCUUCAUUUUUUUGUCUUAUUUUGGGCACAAGACUGAAAACAUUUUAACAUUUAAACCACCAUUUAACGUAAAUGACAAAUAAGUACAAUAUAAGAUAGAUAGUAUAAAAUAGUGGAAAAGUAGAGAGGGAGAAGUAUAGAGUGACGAGUGGUAAUGGGAAAGAAAUGGAAAGAAAGAAAAAAAGAUAACUAGAGAGAGAAAAGUAGAGAAAGAAAAGAGAAAGUGACAAGUAGAGAGAGAGAAGUAGAAAGAAAAGGAGAAAAAAGAGAAACAAAGACAGAGAAAUAGAUAGAAACAAGUAGAGACAAUUAGAGAAAUAAAGAGAGACAGAAAUAUAAAGUAACAAGUUGAGAGAACAAAGAGAGUGACAAGUAGAGAGAGAGAAAUAGAGAAAAAAGAAAGAGAAAGAUAGUGAAAAGUAAACGAGAAAUAGAGAGAAACAGAAAGAGAGUGACAAGUAGAAAGAGAGAAAAAAAGUACAGAACCAAAUAGAGAGAGAGAGUGUAGUAAAGAGAAAGAAAUAGAAAGAGAGUGACAAGUAGAGAGGGUAAUAUAUAGGGAGAGAAAUAUAAAUAAAAAGAAAUAGAAAACAUAGUAAGAAUUACAGAAAGAAUGAGAAAAAUAAAAAGAUGGAAAUAGAAAGAGAGUGAGAAUGAGAUUGAGAAAACGAGAACAAGAGAGAGAAAAGCGUAUGAAAGAGUGAAAAAGAGAAAUAAUAGAGUGAGAAAAAUAGAAAGUUGUGUAUAGAGAAAUAGAAAAGAGUGAGAAUUAGAAAAAUAAAUAAGAGGGAUAGAAAAGAGAAAUAAAAAGAGAGUGAGAAUUAGAGAGAAAAAUCUAGAGAAAUAUUGAGGUAAAUUGACAAGUUUGAAAAAGAAGAAAAGACAGAUUAAGAAUUAGUGAGAGUAGUUGAAAGAGAGACACGUAGAGAGAAAAUAAAUAGUAAGUAACAACAAAAUAGUUUCAAAAAGUUGUAUUUUAGCAUUCUAGAAAUCCGGUCAGAAAACAACAUUUAAUAUAGGAGCUUUUAAUUAAAGCAUGUGAAUUGUUAGAGUGGUUGAAACAGAGCUGUAAAAGCUAAAACACAUUUUACCAGCACUAACCCAGUACAUUUACAUUGUGUAAAUAAUGUUAAAUGAACAAAAAUACUUUCACACACUGUCCCGUAGUGAUGCUGUCAUAAUGCUCAGUAUGUCAGUUAGGAUCUUUUUGAGUUAAAAUGAAGAGUGCUGAAGAGUUUCAUCUCCUUGCGUGAUUUGGGGGUUUGAAACACCCCAACAUCCACAAUGAACCGACCAGGGGCUGCACAGGGAACUACACCAAGCUCGUCGGCACCACCAUUGUACAGGUGCACUACCAAAGCCCCAAGAAGCUUCAGAAUCACACUUUCAUCCCCUUAUGUGACUUAGGGGUCUUAAAUACCUCAACAUCCACAAUGGACCGACCAGGGGCUGCACAGGGAACUACACCAAGCUCGUCGGCACCACCAUUGUACAAGUGCACUACCAAAGCCCCAAGAAGCUUCAGAAUCCCACUUUCAUCCCCUUAUGUGACUUAGGGGUCUUAAAUACCUCAACAUCCACAAUGGACCAACCAGGGGCUGCACAGGGAACUACACCAAGCUCGUCGGCACCACCAUUGUACAAGUGCACUACCAAAGCCCCAAGAAGCUUCAGAAUCCCACUUUCAUCCCCUUAUGUGACUUAGGGGUCUUAAAUACCCCAACAUCCACAAUGGACAGACCAGGGGCUGUAGCGCAAACUACACCAAGCUCAUCAGCACCAACAUUGUACCAGUGCACUGCCAAAGCCCCAAGAAGCUUCAGAAUCCCACUUUCAUCUCCUUAUGUGAUUUGGUGGUCUGAAACACCUAUAGUGGACAGACCAGGGGCUGCACAGGGAACUACACCAAGCUUGUUGGCAUCAACAUUGUACCAGUGCACUAUCAAAGCCCCUCAGAAGCUUCAGAAUACCACUUUCUGAACUGAUUGCCCUCAAAAAGGAGGUAAAAGAUUGUGUGUGUGUGAGAGAGAGUGUGUGUGUGUGAGAGAGAGUUUUAAGGUGUGUGUACUUAAACAAGCACUGCCAAAGGUGGGUAAACCAUUAUCAAAAAGCCUAAUCUGGACCUCUGCGAGCUUGCUAAUUAGAGACCAAUUUAUAAUAUUUCCUUUGUAGCCAAAAUUCUAGACAAAAUAGUGUUUAAGCAGCUGCGCCUGUAUCUAAGCAAUAGUAUUCAUGAGGUUUUUCAAUCUGGAUUAAGACAAUACCAUAGCACUGAAACAGCUUUACUUAAGAGUAACUAAUGAUUUACUUUCAGCUCGUUAUAGAGGCAGCACUGCCAUCCAUGUACUGAUAGAUCUUAGUGCUGCCUUCGACACCUUAGAUCACACUAUUCUGCUCGAUAGGUUAGAAAAUCUAUUAUAGGAAUGAAAGGAUCUGCCCUCACCUGGUUCAGAUCUUAUCUGAGAGAUCGAUUCCAGUGUGUUUAUAUUGAUUAAUAUUGAUAAAAACAUGAAUGUUAAUACUGUAGACAUAGACGAUCACUUAAUUAUACCUGAUAAAACUGUGAGAAACCUUGGGGUCAUCUUUGACCCAGUUUUCUCGUUUGAUGCACACAUAUGUAGCAUAGUUAAAACUGCAUUCUUUCAUUUACGAAAUAUAGCUAAAGUCUGCAGUAUACUCUCUCUGGAAGAUGCUGGUGCAUGCAUUCAUAACCUUGAGGCUGGACUACUGCAAUGCGUUGUUGGCUGCAAGACCCCAUAAACUACUUCUUAAAUUCCAGCUAGUUCAGAAUGCAGCCGCGAGAGUGCUUACUAGAGCUAGAUAGUUCGAGCACAUUACCCCUAUUCUUUCAUCCCUACACUGGCUACCUGUUAAAUUUCGAAUAGAUUAUCAAAUACUUCUCUUGACGUAUGAAUCCCUCAAUGGUCUGGCCCCGCAUUAUCUGGAGGAACUUCUUGCACUUCUUACGAUCCACCACGUGCAUAUUAUAUGCAUAUUAUACAUAAAUAUGCAUAUUUGAACUAUGCAUAUAUAUUUAUAUAAAACUAUGCAAGAGGAAGAGCUUUCUUUUAUAAAGCUCCCCAACUUUGGAAUAACCUCCCUAUUAAUAUACGGGACUCAGAAACACUCGCAAUCUUUAAAUCUAGACUCAAAACAUUUCUAUUUGCUCAAGCUUUUAAUCUUUCAAAAGUCUCAUCCCAAUUGUUCUCUUACUUAUGCUCUUCUAACUAUUCCUCUCACAGCUCACCCAGCAAAUAUAAACCCUGUCCUAAUCAUCUGCUUUCUCUUUCUCUCCCCAUGCCCUGAGCUGCUGCCUCCCAAGUGCCUAUCCUACUCCAGCAGAGUUUUAUAAAACCAUUCUAACCCCAUUUUUUUCCCUCCCCUCUCUGAUCUCUCUCUCUAUCUCUCUCACAUGUGCUGAGAUGCCCGGCCGGUCGGCCUGCCUGGAUUAUGUCCAUUUGUGUUUACAGCUUUCCAGAAUCAGCCCUGUCCUUCUACUCAGCAGAAUUAUUACACAACCUUUCUAACUCAAUUUUUGUCUCUUUCUUUCCUUUCUGUUUUCUCUAUCUCUUUUACAUGUAUGGAGAUUCCCUGUUCCUGAUGUUUCCAGCCUGGCUCUCCACUGCCCGUUGUGUUGUUCUCCGGCUCUGCAGCCCUGCACUGUUUAGCAUUAACACACUCAGAAUCUGUUUUUAUAUUAACCACUAGGGGUGUGACGAGAUCUCGCGAGAUUAAAACGUGACGAAAUUUCUCGUCAAGCUUAAACCAAGCUUAAAGCGGGAAAAAAAAGUUUAGUGUGGACUUUUUAAGAGGGAACUGGCAACAGAGUAGCGAUAGCAGAAAGUGUGGUGGCUGAGCAGUGAGAGCAGCUCUCAGCAGAAGAAGAAAAUUCGGGUAUUUGUAUAGAAGAUGCUUCUGCUACUUUUAAGUUGUAUGUCUGGCUGCAUUUUGGCUCCAGUGGAAACAAUAAACGGUAACAGAGUGACCAACAAGACACAAACCAUAUGUAAAUACUGUUAGUAAAUCAUACACAUGACUGUUUCAUAGGUAGUUGUACUGAUCCCUUAGCUCUGUACUGUAUUAAAAAAAAUGUUCUGAGAUUUGAGAUUUAGGAGAAAAAACACAAACCAUAGGCUUAAUAUGACUGGUUGUGGUUUGUACGUAUUGUUUGCACUAAAUAAGACCUAGAAUUUUUUUUUUUUCUUUUUCUUAUUUCCAUUUCUUAUAGAAUCAAUGUGUGAGAGAAACCAGUCUGUUAAGUUUACGUUAUAUGAUUUUGUCAAAUUCAUUUUUGACGUUUCUUUAAAAUUAGAUUUUUAAAUCUCAUUUCUUUCUCGUGAACCCAGUAUCGUGUCUCAUUUUGUGAUAUUAGUGUCUCGUCGCACCCCUAUUAGCCACAGCUCUAUAGUUUCUGCUAAUCACAUUUUUAUAUUUAUAAAAUAGUACCUGUUGUAUUACUUAUAGCGCCACAUUAUCUCUCUGCACUGUUGUUUUGUUCUGUUAUUUGUUUGUUGUUUGUUAUUUGAUUGUACUGAGCGGGUCAACCCGAGUAGGAUGGGUUCCUCGGACUGAGUCUUGGUUCCUUCCAAGGUUUCUUCCUCUUAAAGGGAGUUUUUCCUUGCCACUGUGUCACCACAAUAAUUGGCAUCUCUGUGGUGCUGCUCAUAAGAGGAGUGGACCUGUUUUUCUCUGUAAAGCGGCUUUGUGACAACUUUUGUUGUAAAAAGCGCUAUUUGAAUAAAAUUGAAUUGAAUUGAA